Suillus subalutaceus is the source of this 1921-nucleotide messenger RNA. Its product is annotated as 3-hydroxyisobutyryl-coenzyme A hydrolase. Gene Ontology annotation, molecular function: 3-hydroxyisobutyryl-CoA hydrolase activity. The coding region runs from base 124 to 1590 and encodes 488 amino acids. NCBI's taxonomy places the organism in Eukaryota, Fungi, Basidiomycota, Agaricomycetes, Boletales, Suillaceae. The transcript has 8 exons. Gene Ontology annotation, biological process: L-valine catabolic process. Gene Ontology annotation, cellular component: mitochondrion. The record is from RefSeq and is a predicted model, not a curated record.
CGCCCUUCAAUUUGGUUGUGUCUUCGGCUACACGGUACUCCGAAGAUCCCAGAAAAGUUACAGGUCGCAGGCUUUCCAAGGUUGUUCCAAGGGCUUCCUUCAGUCGAACGCCUGGAUCUUAGUAUGCUGGCUACUGUUCUCACAAGAAUGUCGCGUAACGGUGUAUCAGCAGCUCUUGCCAGGACGAGUGCAGUUGCUGCUCACAUGUCUACCAGCGCUCAGGCAACACCACUAGAGCAACCCGUGCUCUUUGAGUCGAAUGGCGCAACGCGCACUUAUGUCUUGAACCGAGCAAGCAAACUGAACGCUCUCAAUGGUGACAUGCUCAAGUUAAUGAGACCUCAACUGGAGCAAUGGUCAAGGUCCGACCUAUGCAAGAUUAUCGUCGGGACGGGUAUCGGCCGUGCAUUUUGUGCAGGCGGUGACGUUGCAACUGUACUACAGCAUUCACUGCAUGAUGAUACUCGUUCAAAGGCUAUAGAAUUCUUCAAAGACGAAUUUGAAAUGGACUAUAUCUUGUCUGCAUUACCGAAGCCAUACGUAACCAUCUUGGACGGUAUCACAAUGGGCGGAGGAGUCGGACUUGCCAUUAGCGCCCCUUUUCGUGUUGCGACGGAGAAGUCAAUAUUUGCUAUGCCAGAAACCAAGAUAGGUUACUGCCCCGAUGUUGGAGCAAGCUUCUUCUUGUCCAGGAUCGACGGUGAAAUUGGCACAUAUCUCGCCCUCACCUCAGAGACUCUUGCUGGCAGGGAAGUCUUUGAACUAGGAUUUGCUACCCACUUCGUAUCAUCAAGAACAGUGCCCAACCUACUGGCUCGUUUAUCUGAUUUGGAGGAUCCUACUUUUGCUAUGAUUGAUAGGACCAUCGAGGAACAUCACGCAAAACGCCUUUCAGAUGAACCGGUUGGAAAAUUGACGGGUCGUACGCGCCAGGCUCUUGAUAUGGCAUUCCGACACGAUACAGUCGAGGAAAUUGUGGAAGAUCUCACCAAGUUGGCCUCGACUUCUGAUGACUCAGUCGCCAAGUGGGCCUCGGAAACACUGGAGAUUCUAUAUAUGCGGAGUCCGACUAGCCUCAAAGUAGCACUGGAAGCGAUCCGACGCGGGAAGAACAUGACGCUCCUCGAGGCCCUUCAAAUGGAAAUGGGCAUUGCCACAGCUUACUGUAGCGGUGCAAGUACAGAUUUCACUGCAGGAAUCACCGCGGUCCUGGUUGAGAAAACAAAAGGUCGCCCUGUUUGGUCUCCUGAUCAGCUCAAUAACGUCUCAGAUGCGAUAGUGAGGCGAUUUUAUGAGAGAGAUUCUAUUUAUCUCAGCGCCAUGCCUACUUUGACACCGCCGGACUUCCUUUCGAAUGGCAAGCAAAAUCCGAUGAAAUUUGCUCUGCCAAGUGAAGACGCCAUCUUACAAAUAGUCAAGUCCAAGGCCAGACAAGAUCCUAUCUCCCUUUCUGAUCUACUGGCACAUUUUGAUAGUCUUCACUCGGGCAAGCAAGGUGUCGCAGAGAAAGUGGUGGAGGUAGUGAAACGGAGUUGUGAUGUCAUUGGUAAUCAAGGUUCGGAGAUGGUCAAUUGCAAAGAGCAAUUGUAGUUUACUUCCGUAGUUGCGGCACAGUAUACCGUCCUCGAUAUCACAAUUUGCUUAUCUUGCUGUACGCGUGCAGUUGCCACCACGUCAUCCGGCAGCCCGGAACUGCAGCUAAUUCUUGGCGAUGACUGUUUGAACCUUGUCCUUCAUCCCUAAGGAGAAAAGUGUGCGGUCAAUAUUGAUGUUUGACGUUGCGCGACGCGCAGCUUUUCAUUAUGGUGCACGGCCACUAGUACACUAACUCGAACCCAAGUUGCCUAAAAUUGUGAUGAAACUUUGAGAUCAAACCACCGAUAUAUAUUAGAUAAGAUUGGACUGUCAUACGUGUCUGCCG